AGUAAUUGUCUGAAAUAUGGUAACAGACACAUGUAUAAGUACUCAUUUUGUUUUUUUGAAUAUUUAUAGCGUUUUAAAGUUCCGCUUUUAUUUACAUCAAUCUCCCUUAUUAACUUUAGGCCAGUCUUCAGUUGGAGAUUCCAGUACAAAAUGUUCUCCAGUAUAGAUUCUUUAGGCUCAUUCACCACGGUGCGGUUGGCCGGCGGGGAGGUGAAGUUUCGGUGCAGUUGCGGGAAAAUGUACAAGCACAAGUGUCACCUGCGCGGGCACCAGCGCCACGAGUGCGGCAAAGAGCCGCAGUUCGCUUGUCCCCACUGUCCCUACAAAGCGAAGCAGAAGAGUACACUGAAGACUCACAUCGCCAUACGUCAUAUGCAGUGUGCUUUUGAAUAACAACUGUUCAAAACAUCACAGAUAGUAUAACAAGUUGAUGGUAAUAGUAACCUAGAAAUGUGCAAAAUGAUUAUUUCACUCUUUUUCAAAAUAAUAUUAUGUUACUGAAUACCUCGAUUAUCCGUAGCUUAAUGAUGGGGACGUUUGAUAUCGGGAGUUUUAUAUAACAGUUUGUUUAAUUUCCAAAAUAAAUAACUAGUUGGUUUUUUAGUCCUCCUCCGUAGACUAAUUGUUAUAGUCUCGGCUUUCUAACUGAGAGAUCACGGGUUCAAAUCCCGGGGAGGGCCAAUAACGUAUAUACAAGACACAGUGUGUGUACACUUUAAAAAUAAACCAGUGUACAUCGAAGCCUACAUAGCUGAAGCUGAGGCUUAAAAAAGAGAACAAACAAAACUAAUUGCUUUAGAUUAUUUUUGUAGUACCUUUUCGUGUUAAUCAUUGCUUGAACUGUUUCUUUUAAUAUUUUUAUAUAUUUUAAACAGUAAACCGUUCGUUGAUAAUUUAAUAUUAAAGCAGUGUUUUUGGAAUGAAUGCAUAUGGUUGUUUCAUUUUUAGUUAUUGAUUUAAUGGUUGUAUUAUGUAAUUCUAAUUGUAACGUAUGAUAUAGUAUUGUAAACUGUGUACAGCAACUACUACAUAGUGCAAUAAAAACAAAUAAUUUCACUUUAAA
Messenger RNA from Homalodisca vitripennis (glassy-winged sharpshooter), 1063 nucleotides. Its product is annotated as longitudinals lacking protein, isoforms A/B/D/L-like. Bases 151 to 393 code for a protein of 80 amino acids. Lineage: Eukaryota; Metazoa; Arthropoda; Insecta; Hemiptera; Cicadellidae. The transcript has 2 exons. The record is from RefSeq and is a predicted model, not a curated record.